AUGGUUUAUUUUUCUUGUUGUGUUUACUAUUAUUUGGAUGUUCGGAGAGAAGAGCAUGUGAAGGAUGGAAUCAGUGGAUUGCCGGUUGAAAUCCUCAUUGCCAUCCUAUCUCUUUUGAUGCAUAAGGAAGCUGCAUGUACUAGUAUUCUCUCACGCAGAUGGAGAUAUAUAACUGCUAGUUUCAACUUUGAUUCAAAGACAUUACUAAGAGCUCCUGCAGAUGAUGAUACUUAUUUUGAUCAAGUGGGACCUAUAGAUUAUGAUGCUUUAGCAUCUAAAUGCAAAGAAAAGCGUACUACUUAUGUAAGAUAUGUGAAUGAAGUCUUGAAAUUGCAUCUUGGCUCCUAUAUAGACGAAAUGAGGAUUUCUUUUGAAUUCCGUGGGCACUACCCUCAUGAUAUCAAUGAUUGGAUCAAGUUUGCAAUGGAAAAGGGUGUUCAAAGGUUUGAAUUGGAUUUGUUGGCUGGCAUUCACCCCGGAGACUGGAUGCAAUUUUACAAUUUUCCAAGCAUGGAAAACUUCAAAUUCUCAUCCAUGACUUCACAUAGGACUCAUGUGCCACAGACUAUUGGUUCUGCAUCUGGCUUUUGUUCCCUAACAGUCCUUCGUCUGUUUGGUGUUAAUAUCAUGGAUGAGGUGAUUGAGAAUUUCCUAUUCAACUGUCCAUUUCUUGAACAAUUAUGCAUUGUGGGUACAACAUGUCUAGUAAAUCUAAAAAUUGUUGGUCCAUCACUGAAAUUGAAGUGCUUGGAGAUAUCUCACUGCCACUAUUUGAAAAAUCUAGAAAUUUCUGCAAUAAAUCUUGUUUCAUUCACCUACUUUGGACCAGACAUAAGUGUGCCUUAUAAAAAUGUUCCUCUUCUCUCUAAGCUAUCUAUAGGGAGACCAUUCUGUUCAUCCUUUGUUUUUGGAUCUUGCAAGCAUUCCAGCUACAUUCCUCAAUAG
This is a messenger RNA of Cornus florida, 945 nucleotides long. RefSeq names its product F-box/FBD/LRR-repeat protein At5g22700-like. The transcript has a single exon. Gene Ontology annotation, molecular function: protein binding. Bases 1 to 945 code for a protein of 314 amino acids. The record is from RefSeq and is a predicted model, not a curated record. Lineage: Eukaryota; Viridiplantae; Streptophyta; Magnoliopsida; Cornales; Cornaceae.